Molecule: messenger RNA, 6368 nt
Organism: Conger conger (European conger)
Lineage: Eukaryota; Metazoa; Chordata; Actinopteri; Anguilliformes; Congridae
Gene: trim66
Product: tripartite motif containing 66
Exons: 18
Coding region: 996-5060 (1354 amino acids)
Molecular function (GO): protein binding; zinc ion binding
Source: RefSeq, a predicted model, not a curated record
CACCGAUACGGCCAUGGCCGUGGCUGACGUGCCCCCGGAGCUUCCUGGUCUUGGUAUUUCUAGUAGGCUGGAAAGAGAACGCGUCAGUGGGAACUGUAGUGGGGAAGACCGGUUAUUUAGCCACACAGUCCGCAUGCUGCACCACUGAGCUAGGUAGCUACAGACGCUGCUUUGCGAAAUACGCAACAUUGCUCAUUUGUCAGCUCCUGGCCUACCUACGUUUGGACAACCAAACUAACCAAAUCUGAUAGAUCCGUCACAGCAAAAUUUCUUGGCGAAGGAAAUUUCAAGCUGGAAACGAGAUUCGACUUAAUGUGUAAGCUAGAAGAUGGACAUUGGAACCCGUUGAAUUAACUUUAGCUCGCUAGCAAGUUGGGUAACGUCAGCUAAAUGGCUAUCCAUUCACAUGUUACAGGAUUCUCUACGGGCUAGUGGCAUCUUGUUUCUUUUGAAACCCUUAACGUUGUCCAUUUCCAAAACCUUGCGUUACAAGCAGAAUACAACACGAAUUAUUUAGUAGCUAAAUAACAUAUUGCGUGCAUGAACAGGCCUAUACUGUAGGCUACAGCUAGAGAAGGAAAAUGACUAAAUCUAAAAGUGUUUAACAAUAGAUUCGGAUAAUUUUGCUUAGGUGACAGUUUCCUAAAUUCCUUCUGUGAUCUAAACCAACUAGCACCUCGUUUUGAGCUCUUGAAACUGAGGAUGCGGCCAGAUUUUAUUCGAAACAGUAUGCAGAAAUUUAGGAACGAGUACCUACCAUCUUGGAGGGUGACUGAAAGAGGAACGAGAAUAGGAAAUCUCACGAUUAUAUUCGAGAUUUCGUUCUUCAAAAACCUUUGUCUCAAUAAUAAGAGUGACAUCUGCUGGACGGGAGGGGAACAUUGAUGAUCAGAGACGAAGCAGGUAGCUCUCUCAGCUCAGCUGUUUGCUCCAGCCUGCUGUAUGUGGAUAUGUGCAGCACCACAAACUAGACCGCUAAACACCCAGGUGUUGACAUGGAAAAGCUCUGCAUGCACUGCCGGGAGCCCAGGGACAGCCAGAGCCUGUGCACCCUGUGCAACAAGUGGCUGUGCUACCAAUGCACCGACAUGCACCAGGACCACCGGACCGCCGGCUCCCUGCUGCAGCUAGACUCCGGCAAGAGGCCGUCUCAGGCGGGCUCUGGGUGCUGGUCCAAUGGCAUUCCCCUCUGUCACUUCCACAAGCAAGAGCCCCUGGACCUCUUCUGUGAGUCAUGUGACCUCCUGUCCUGUAGCAGCUGCCACCUAGCCACCCACAGGGACCACAGGGUGGUUCAUGUGAGAAAAGCCCUUCAGAACCAACUGUGGCUCUUUGAGAACCUGAUGGUUCAAAUGGAGGACAAGAAGUCCACUGUGGAGAACACAGCCAAGCAGAUCGAAGACAGGUUGCACGGGGUGAAAAUCAUGCAGAGGAAGGCAGAAAACCAGAUCAAAAUGGCCAAGAUGAUCAUGAUAAACGAACUGAACAAACGUGCCAAUCUAUUAAUAGAGCAGCUGGAGAAAGUCUCUAAUGAGUUCAGGCAGCGGCUGGAGGACCAGCUGCAGGGGAUGAUCGAGCUCUGCAGUCAGCUCAGCCACGUGCAGAACUUCAUCAGCUGGGCCUCGGCCCACCACCAGAGGAACCCGCUGCUCUUCAGCAAGGAGCUGAUCACCUUCCAGAUGCAGCGCUUGCUGGAGUCCCAGCUGCGCUAUGACCUCGACCCCCCGGUGAAGAUCAAGUUUAACUGGGACGCCAGCCUCUGGACAAAGCACAUCUCCACUUUUGGUGAGCUGACAGCUGAGGGGGGGAGCCCCAGUCAUCCGGUGGGCGUGGCCUGUUCCAGUAUCCUGAAGCCUCAGCCUAUCCCGUGUUCGGCCCUGGCGGGCCCUCUCUGUCACAGAGCGCUGGAUCAGAGCUGCGGGUUCCAGACGCGCUUCCAGCCCCAGCCCUGCUGCUCACACUGCGUCACCGUGGCCCUGGCUCCCGACCUGCUGAUGGGCAGCAGCAGGGGGUCCCCCGGGGACCACCGCGGGGGGCGCUGUCACUCCGCGGCGGGGCCGUACCCGGACAGGACUCUGCAGCCGGACAGGAAGCAGCCGGAGGCCAGCGUGUGCCCCGCGGCCUGCACGCAGUCCAGCCCGCCCCAGCGGCGCUGUGACCCCCCCACGCCGCCUCCUCUGGCCGCCCGCGCGCCCCGCUGCAGCUCCCCCGCCCCGGAGACGCUGCCCGCGCAGUCCAACCUGCAGCUGCUGCUGCAGUCGCCCCCCCGGCUGCAGACGGAGCGGCUCCCGGACCCUGCGCAGGCCCCCGCCGGCUGGGGCGGCACCGAGGCGGACGCCUCCUUCCAGAGGAGCGAGGAGGCCCAGGCCGCAGCCUGGAGCAGAGCGGGGGAGGCCACGUGCACACAGCCCCAGGGCCCCCCUGCUCCGGACCCCGCCUCAGACCAGCCUCCGAGAGAGGCUGUGAAGCCCCUGCAGUGCACCAGCCCCUGCAAGGGCCCUGCUUCAGAGGAGACCUGCUCUCUCAGCGCUCCCCAUGGCCCCGGCUCGCUGUGGGCGGGGAGGAGGCGCAGCUCCCACACCUCCUCAGGGGACCCGGUGGCCUCCCUGGGAGCCUGCCCCACUCUGGUCACCAGCGGCACGGCAGCAGUGGCUCCGGCAGCACAGGAGGAUAACGACCCCCAGGCCAGCGAGAAGAGGGAGGAAGCUGAGCCAGACAGGCCCGGGCGGGGCGUGGUCCAGGUCGUGACCUCUACCCCAACCCCAAUCUCCAUCUCUCCGGAUCCGCCCCCCUGUAAAACCAAGCCAGAGAAAGUGUAUGCGUGUGAAGACACUGGAAUGACAGGCAGAGCGAGGCUCCGGAUAUCAAGGAAACGGCGGUCGGAUAUGAGGGCCGCUAACGAAGGCCAGAAGGCCUUGAAGUUCUCCAAGGUUCCGAAGGCAGCAAAGGGUUCUAGGGUUCCGCUGGUGCGCCUGGAGCGCCUGAGGUUCCGUCUGACGCCAGGACAGCUGGCCGUCGCCCGCCUGCCUCAGCGCGCACAGAGACACGCUGGCCCUAUCCCACAGCCACCAACAGAGGGCGCUGUUGCACCAGAAGCGCCUGGGAGCCCCACCUCUCAGGAACACCAUCAAAAGGGAAAACCUGCUGAGAAUGCAGAGCUGUGCAUAGAGGUCAAUCCGUUAUCAUCACAACCUGAUUGGUCACAGGGGCGUCGACCCGUCAUCUGUUGUGUAGGGCCGGCGCCAGGUCCAGAGCGGGACAGGGUGAGAGAGGAGUCCUCCCUGCCUGCUGAACCACGCUCAGACCUGCAGUCAGAGUCUGGUACUCAGCCCAGGUCUCCACUGGACCCAUGUGUGGAAUCAGAGCCGUAUUUGGACUCAGAACCAGAGCUUGGGUCUGAGCAGCAGCCUGGGUCAGAACCCAGUCUGGAAUCAGAGCCACAGCCGGAGUCUGACUCUGACGUGGAACUCGAGCACCAACCAGACCCAUGCCGGAAACCAGACCGGGAACCAGACCCACACCGGGAACCAGACCCAUACCGGAAACCAGACCGGGAACCAGACCCACACUGGAAACCAGACCCAUACAGGGAACCAGACCGGGAACCAGACCCACACCGGAAACCAGACCCAUACAGGGAACCAGACCGGGAACCAGACCCAUACAGGGAACCAGACCGGGAACCAGACCCACACCGGGAACCAGACCCAUACCGGAAACCGGACCGGGAACCAGACCCACACCGGGAACCAGACCCAUACCGGAAACCAGACCGGGAACCAGACCCAUACAGGGAACCAGACCGGGAACCAGACCCAUACAGGGAACCAGACCCACACCGGAAACCAGACCGGGAACCAGACCCACACCGGGAACCAGACCCAUACCGGAAACCAGACCGGGAACCAGACCCAUACAGGGAACCAGACCGGGAACCAGACCCAUACAGGGAACCAGACCCACACCGGGAACCAGACCCACACCGGGAACCAGACCGGGAACCAGACCCAUACCGGAAACUGGACCGGGAACUAGGCCCAUACCGGAAACUGGACCGGGAACCAGACCCAUACCGGGAACCAGACCCAUACCGGGAACCAGACGCUGGUUUGGAAUCGGAUGCAGAUUCGGAACUGGAUGUGGAACCAGAGCCCAAUUUGGUGUCAGAGCCAGAAUCAGAGACAUAUCUGGACCCAUCAGCCGACGUGGACUUGGGUCCGGAGGAGGAGUCUGGGCCGGUUCCACAACCCGCGUCUGAACGAUCGGGGCAGGCGGGUGGCAGGGAGCACGCUGAUAGGCCAGCGGCGGUGGCAGGGGGAGGGGCAGAAGAAGAGGCGGGGCAAAUGGAGAACGAGGACUUCUGCGGGGUGUGUCGGAACGGAGGGGAACUGCUGUGCUGUGACCACUGUCCCAAAGUCUUCCACCUGUCCUGCCAUGUCCCCCCACUGCUCAGCUUCCCCACGGGUGACUGGGUGUGCUCCUUAUGUCGGGACGUGCUGAGGCCGGAGAUGGAGUACGACUGUGAGAACACGCGCCUCUCCGUGGAUCCCGCAGGGCGGGGCGGGACGCGUGGACUGGCGGACUGUGACCAGCGGAGCUGUGAGAAGCUGACGCUGUUCAUCUCCUGCAACAUCCUCAGUGCCCCCUUCCACGAGCCCGUCAGUCCACUGGCCCGUCAUUACUACCAGAUAAUCAAGAAGCCCAUGGACCUGUCUGUGAUCAGAAGCAAACUCAGCAGGAGGAGCCAUUCGCACUACUACACUCCUCAGGAAUUUGUGGCCGACGUCUUCCUGAUGUUCCGGAACUGUGCAAAGUUCAAUUAUCCCGACUCCGAGGUGGCCCAGGCAGGCCGUAGUCUGGAGGCCUUUUUCAGCUCCAAGCUGAGAGAAGUGUUUGGAAGCCAAACCUUCCCGGUGCCAGAAGAGGACUCGGACAGCGAGGAGUGUGAGGAGUUCUACAGGGCAGGUGCAGCUGGCUUCCCCUGGCCAGACAGGAAGGAACACUGUCACAGGAAGAGGAAGAGGCGACAUUCCCUCAACUCAAGGAGACAUCACGUGUAACAAGGGCCACACAAAUUCACUCUCUGCAAGUGAUGUUUCUGCUAAAGCACCAAGACUUUUCUUCCUGUAUUCUUUUAUUUUUUAGGAAGCACAUAUUUAGACUGAGUUAAUCUUCUUCUUCCUUUCUUACUGAAACCACAUCUGCACCACUGCAGAUGAUUUUACAAAACAAACUUUUACUUUUCCGAUAAAUCCAUGGCUAAAAUAUCUAUUAUCUUAUAUCUUUAUAAAAUCGUAUUUUUAGAUUGUGCCUAUUUAUUGUAAAUAUAUAUUGAGUCUGCCUGUGAUUCUUGUACCAUAUACUGACUUACAUUCUAAAUAACCCUGUUACAGUAUGUAUUCUGUAUUUGUUAUCUGGGGGCAGCUAUAAAGUUGAGUAUUGUUAAUGAAAAUCAUUACUGCUACUGUUAUUGAUGUAAGAUAUUACAUUUGAAAACUAAAAGCUUGAGGCUUCAGCUUUUUCUUCUUUCAUUUUUACUCAGUAUGUUGUUAAAAGGUAAGAGAGUAUUUUCCCUCCGUGGCCUGUCCCAGUUCACCAGGAGAGCUUUGAAGGCCAUUAAAAUGGGGUUGAGUAAAGGGCACCAGCACCGUGGUAUAAUGUGCCAUUUAGUUGUACCAGAGGACUAAUGAAUAAAGAGAUCUAAAAACACUCACAGCCUUAGUGUCAAAUUGAGGGGAUAAAAAUACAUUUCUCUGUUGAAACAACACAAUAGAUCACGGUGCCCAGGGGCUGUGUACGCAUACACGCUGUUGCUAAGCUACAUAUAUGCAUUUUCAUUUCUGGAAUGUAAUUAGAUUAUGGUUGUUUGGAGCAAGAACCGUUUUUUAUAAAGAUGGCUAUAAUUUCCUCACGUGGCUGCCAUGAAGUUUCAAGGGUUUGAUGGAAGUGAAGGGCUGAAGGGUGAGGCUGGAGUUCAGCGAGUCCAGCAUCUCCCAGUAAGACUGUUUCUGAAUGAGAGCUUCCAGACUGAAGGGCUGGGCUGGAGUUCAGUGAGUCCAGCAUCUCCCAGCAUCUCCCAGUAAGACUGUGUAAGAGUGAGAGCCAGCAGACAAGCCUUGAGCGGGCAGUUGCCUUGUUUAAUAUGAUGCUUACUUACUUAAUCACUUAUCACUUAAAAUAUUAAUUGUGUAGAGCAGCCUUCUUGUUGACUAUUUAAUAAGCAAAAAUGCUUUGUUAGGAACUAAAUAAUGGAUUUUUAAAAAAGAUCUAUUACUUAUAAAGCACAUAUGUGAUUCUGACAAAAUUCAUUGUAAUAUAUCGCUUUGUUGACAUGAGUUGAUGUUCCAAUAAAUUUAGCCUGGAUUGUA